Molecule: messenger RNA, 4013 nt
Organism: Phyllopteryx taeniolatus (common seadragon)
Lineage: Eukaryota; Metazoa; Chordata; Actinopteri; Syngnathiformes; Syngnathidae
Gene: srsf11
Product: serine and arginine rich splicing factor 11
Exons: 12
Coding region: 2563-3642 (359 amino acids)
Cellular component (GO): nucleoplasm
Molecular function (GO): RNA binding
Source: RefSeq, a predicted model, not a curated record
UGACUUCACGUGUGUGUUUUGUAAAGUUCCUUGAGUCUGAGUCGGUGGGAGUCUCCCAACACUUGACCAACACCGUCUUCGUGGACCGAGCCUUGAUCGUGGUGCCGUUCGCAGAAGAUCUCGCUAAUGAGCAGUCUGAGGUAUUACUAAGGAGGUAUUUGGCAAAAGGAAAAUGUAAAUUUGUGUCCAUUUUAUGUCUUGCAAUCUAGGUGUAAACUUCUCUCUGUUAUUUGUGUUGUGGUUUUCAUAGUGAACAAGUCAAUUGCAGAGAGCCCCUUCCUUGCUGGCUGAAAGUGGUCCUCUGCUGCCAUCAGGAGAUUAGAAAAAAUAUGGCACCAGGCUUGCAAGCCCCUCUUGUCUCUCUCUCUCUAAACCUUUUCCCCCCCUCUCUAUUUAAGGAAUAUUCUCUUAGAUAUACUCACGCAAACUCAUCAAAUUUAUAAGAGCAGGAGUUAGGCUUAUCAACACACUUCUUAUCUCCAAAUCAAAUUAGUUGGGGCAUCCCGACAACUAUAUAGCCACAUGCAUGUGCAGAAUUUAUGUAAUAUUCACAUUACAAAUACAGCUAUUGUAUUCCAAAAAUUGCAAUAAUUAACCCAUAGAGCAAGUAGUCUUUUUAUUAUUAUUUUUUUUACCUGAGCGUCUCCACACAUAACUCUGAAAGGGUUGAGUGCAUCUCCCAUUUUAACAGUGGUGUUUCUUUUGUUGUUGUGUUUUACAGUUCUUUUUCCUGGUUCAGCCAACCCUAUAUACCAGGCCCUGCUGCAAAUGCCACCAACCGUUUUGUCCUGUGCAGCAUUAUCCUGUUUCUCAAGUGUCAGUUCUGUUGUUGCAGUGCACGUGUGUAUGUGUAUGCGUGCGUGUCUCCCUUUUACAAAAUGAAAAAGAAAAAAAAAAAUUUGCAGAUUGAACAACCUUGGAUUGAUCGUCUCCAUAAGGGCUUCCUAUUUUGAGUUGACUGUUUUUUUUUCCAGCUUUGGGCGCAUAUUAAUGUUUUUAUUUUUUUAAUCAUGGUUUUUGCUGGUAAUAACCUAUUAAGAGUGUUUGGUAUAGUUACACGUACUAUAUAUUGUGUAGAGUUGUUGACAAAACCCAGAGGUUUGUAUCUUGAUGCCAAGCAGUUAUUGUUAUGUUACCAUGGUACCCCAUUUCCUCUAAUAGUGGGCACCACCCUUUUUUUUUUUUUUUUUUUAGUUUGGUAGAUAUCAUGGUGUUUUAAAGCUAAAUUUAUUCUGGUUUCACAACACAGAGUUUCUCAAAAGUCGUACACUUCCUUUUUUCCUGAUUUGUUUCAGGUAUUUGGAUAGAUGUGAGGCCAUAACCUCAGACAGCUUAGGCUUUUCUGUUUUUGUAAGCACAUCAUUCCCUUGCCCAUGGCUUGCCAAUUGACAUUGGAGUAGUGUUGCAAAAUUGCUGCCUGCCAAGAAGUUUUUCUGUCCCUGACUGCAGUACAGCGCCAAUUAGAGAAGUUCUAUGACCGUCACACUGUACAAUUUACGGUAUCCUUUGCAAGUCUCUCAAAACAGGAUCAGUUCUUGAUGCAGAACACAGCAGAUGGUCUGCUUCUGUACUACCACCACUGAGGAAACAACUUAAAUCUUAUUGCACGCGUUCACCCAAAGCCAGGGAAUGUGUAUCUAGAGGGCUGCACUGGAACUCCACUUCAACAUAAGCUCGGUUCAGUGGAUGUGUCGGAGCCUGAUAAAGCUUUACCUGUAAGGACCUCGAGUUGUUUAAAACUGCAAAGGCUAAGCUAUCAAAUGCUGGCAGCCUCACGUCUGUCUGAAAGACACCUGAAAUGAAAUACAAAAAGACAAAAGGAAAUGAGACUUUUGGGACACCGCCUCAAUGGUUGGAACAAUUUGGAAUGCAAUGAAAAUGUUUUGGAAAACCUAGAGACUUAGGUGUAUUAUAUAGUGAUUGACUAAUUUACAUGCUUGUACAAAAGUUAUGAAUGGUAAAAUAAUACAUUGCCUGUACAGUUGAUGACUGAGUAUCACCCUUGAACGGAUUAAUUCACUUUGCAUUUGCACUGGAACCUGGAAGUCAACCAAGAUCACGAAACGGAUUGUGUUUUACUUUGAGAUGUACAGAAUCAUAUGUGUACUAUUUAUUACAAAAUAAUUUUUUUUUGUGAAAAACAUCAAAAACAAUUGAUCAUUAUGAAAAUAAACGGCUGUAUCCCUGGUACUCUAUGCAUGUGAGUGAGCGCAGAUCGUCCCCGGCCACUAUAUGAGGAAACGGGGUCUAUUGUUGUACUUACUUUACAAAGUAACUAGCAACAAAAGCCCAGAAAAGGUAAAUGAAUGAGCCUUUUCUGUUUGUGUAUUGGUAAGCGCUAUUGAAAUGUUCCUCUGUUGACACUCAAAUCACAAACUUUGUUUUUUGUAUCUCAAUGUUUCUGUGUGCUUUAUAGCGAAGCAGCCGGCGCGAGUCGAUUGUUCAUUAAACACCUAAUGAAAGUUGAGAGCACAUCCCACGGGACAACCGGCUGUGCUUGCUUACGUUUGGUUCAUGACUUAAAAAACAAGCACAGGAGUCAUUCCUGAUGAAUCUAAAGCUAUGUCGUUGCUGGCUCCGGCCAACGCCGUGGCGGGAAUGAUGCCUGGGGGGGGCCUCCUUCCAACACCUAAUCCUCUGACUUCUGUGGGAGGAACACCGUUUGGUGGUGUCGGAGCUCCCAACCUGGAGCAAAUGGCUGCAAUGGGAAUAGGACCUAACAUGAACCCCCAGGCUCUUUCUGCAGACUUUCUGAAGCUAAUACAGUCCAUGGAUCCAAAGUUGAAUCCACUUGCAGCUGGGUUGAACCUAAAUCCUGGCUUGAAGAACGACGGCUCCAACAAGGAAAUUGAAGAGGCCAUGAAGCGAGUCCGAGAGGCCCAGUCUCUCAUUUCUGCUGCCAUCGAACCAGGAAGUAAGAAAGAUGACAAACGCAAACAUUCUCGAUCCCGCUCACGGUCACGGCGCAGACGCUCCAGAUCUCGCUCAAGACACCGGCGCUCUCAGAGCAAGUCUCGGAGGAGGUCCCGUUCGAGGAACAGGAGGAGGUCCAAGAGCCCACGGAGGAGGAGGUCUCACUCCCGAGACAGAAGCCGCCGCAGCAGAUCGAGGGACAGGAAGGAGGAAAAAUCCAAGAAGAGGUCAAAGACGCCACCCAAAAGCUACAGCAGUGCAAGGAGGUCUCGCAGUGUUAACCGGAGGCACAGGCGAAGCCGCAGUGUAUCCAGGUCUCCCAAGAAACACUUGACCAGGUCUCCAUCGCCCAGACGGCACAAGAAGGAGAAGAAGAAGGACAAGGAUCGUGAGAAGGAGCGAGAUAGGGAGAGGAGAGAGCACAGGGACCAAAGCAGAGAGCAGAGAGAACGCUCGUCCAGUAAGAAGAGCAAAGACAAAGAGCGUGACCGCAAGUCAGACAGCGACAAAGGCGAUGUCAAGGUGACACGGGAUUACGACGAAGAGGAGCAAGGCUAUGGCAGUGAAAAGGAACUGGAGGAGGACGACGAGGAGAGGAAGAGUGACUCCGACUCUGCCUCAUCGCCCAAAGGUCUCGACGAGAUGGAGAGAUGCCAAGGCCCCGCGCCCAAAAAGUCCAAAGUCAAUGGAGACGAUCACCAUCAGGAAGACAUGGACAUGAGCGACUAAGAUCCCCCUUUACAAGAUAUUUUUAACGUAGGAUACAUAUUACUGUGCCUGAUCAAUUCAAAUACAAACAAUGUUAACUGUAAAAAAAUGGAGGUGUAGAAUGUAGGUCUUUAUGUAUAACACAACUUAUAGUUAGUUAUGUACUUUUUGUGCUCAAGUGUCUCUGUGACAGUAGACUACAUGCAUCAGUUUUCAACUGUUGUAAAAACUCGUUAGGAUGAUUUGUCUUGACAUCUGUACUCCUUUUUCUGACUAUUCAGCAUUUCCCAUCACACACCCAGUCACUUACAGUUCCAGUCCUUUAUAUGUGUAUGUUGAAGUUUGAUAUUGUUUUCAAAGGAAACUAAUAAAAUUGGAGCAAAUUGUCACCA